Messenger RNA from Dryobates pubescens (Downy woodpecker), 2963 nucleotides. It is a transcript of the gene NAPG, whose product is annotated as NSF attachment protein gamma. Gene Ontology annotation, molecular function: soluble NSF attachment protein activity; syntaxin binding. The record is from RefSeq and is a predicted model, not a curated record. Gene Ontology annotation, biological process: intracellular protein transport. Lineage: Eukaryota; Metazoa; Chordata; Aves; Piciformes; Picidae. Gene Ontology annotation, cellular component: SNARE complex; vacuolar membrane. The transcript is spliced from 12 exons. Bases 70 to 1014 code for a protein of 314 amino acids.
CUCUGUUGCAUUGUGGGCCGCGUCGCGUCCCGUAGCGGCAGCGUCCGGCGGACCCGCCGCGCUGGCGAGAUGGCGGCGCAGAAGAUCAACGAAGCGUUGGAGCACAUCGCUAAAGCGGAGAAAUAUCUGAAAACUGGGUUCUUAAAGUGGAAACCAGAUUAUGACAGUGCAGCUACUGAAUAUGGGAAGGCAGCUGUUGCUUUUAAGAAUGCCAAGCAGUUUGACCAGGCAAGGGAAGCCUGUUUGCGGGAAGCUGAGGCACAUGAAAACAACAAAGCUCUCUUCCAUGCAGCUAAAGCUUAUGAACAAGCUGGCAUGAUGCUGAAGGAGAUGGGCAGGCUCCCCGAAGCAGUUCAGCUGAUUGAGAAAGCCAGCAUGAUGUACCUGGAGAAUGGGACACCAGACACAGCAGCUAUUGCACUGGAACGUGCUGGAAAGUUAAUAGAAAAUGUGAACCCAGAGAAGGCUGUGCAGCUCUACCAGCAAGCAGCAUCAGUAUUUGAAAACGAAGAACGUUUACGGCAAGCAUUAGAAAUGUUGGGGAAGGCAUCAAGACUUCUAGUCAGAGGGCGCAGAUUAGAUGAGGCUGCCUUGUCUCUUCAAAAGGAAAAAAGUAUUUAUAAAGAAAUUGAGAACUACCCAACAUGCUAUAAGAAAACUAUUGCUCAAGUCUUAGUUCAUCUUCACAGAAAUGAUUAUGUUGCUGCAGAAAGAUGUGUGAGGGAAAGCUACAGUAUACCAGGAUUUAAUGGGAGUGAAGACUGUGCAGCACUGGAGCAACUUUUAGAAGGGUAUGACCAGCAAGAUCAGGAUCAAGUUUCUGAAGUCUGCAAUUUGCCACUCUUCAAGUACAUGGACAAUGAUUAUGCCAAGCUUGGUCUUACCUUGGUGGUCCCCGGAGGUGGAAUCAAGAAGAAGUCACCAAAUGCUGCACAAGACAAAGCCAGAGGACCAGCUGCAGCAGGCUCUCACGCUGAUGAGGAAGAGGAUGAAUAUUCUGGUGGACUGUGCUAGCUACAGAGGUUGUCUUAAAUACAUGACUUAUUUGUGAUGCUGAGCAUAUCCAAAGGUACCUGAUUUACCAGAGCUUCAUUGCAAUUGUGAUGUGGGAAUGCUGAUCUUAACUUGGCAGCUUCUGGGUACAGUACAGAAAAAAAAAAGCAUGAUUGUACCUGUCAUCUCAAAAACAUCUUUGGACUUUAUUCCUUACCUGGUAGGAGCUUCCUCAGGGCCCUGCUUUUAGUUUAUAGCAAAAAAAAAAAAGAGAGAAAUCCUUACUAAAAGCACAGUUUAAGAGAGACCUAAACCCCUGAAACACUGGAGUAGGGAGACUAGUAUGACAUUUAGUUGCUGGAUGUCAACAGCUUUUUGGUCCCAGUAAUAUGUUGGGGAUUGUUUUCUUAGUUAAGUAGAUGAUGAUUUAGGUAUUUAUCUCCUGCUUAACACCACUCAAGACAGACUUUGCCAGACUGGAUUUCUCCACUACUUUAAGCUCUAGAGGGACGUUCCAGUUUAUUCCCAACAUAUUUUUACUCCAUUGUGGAAUAUUAUUUUAAUCCAUUAUUUUACAAGCAAUAUCCAUGCAGGUAUGGAAAACACUAAGCCAAGUAGUCUUGCAAGCUUACACACACAUAUCUUUCAUCUUAAGAACUUCAUUGACCUGAAGUCUUUGGAAAUAACCGUUUUGAGUGGUGUUUCUGGAGGGUGCCAUAACCAAAAAAAGAAGAAAAUGAGGGGGGCAGGUGAUGUGCAUUGAAUGUAAAGCUCUGAAGACAAUGUUUAACCAAAACUUAGGUGGCAUGGUUCAAUGGUAGGGAGUCCAUGACUGUUCUAGGUGUUCACUUAGUAAGCAUGUUAUUUACUAAUCAUUAUUUACUACAGAGACAUUUCGUUCUCAGAACAGCUCUCUUCUACAACAGACAUUUUCCAAACUAGCUCAGAAUGCAAAAUGCCCAAAUUGUUAACACAUCAUCUCUAUUUUUUAUUUGUUUUCCACUCAUAAUGUGCUUUGCAGUGUCUUAAAUUCUGUUUGGCCACUUCAUGCUUAAAAUUUGGCCACCCUGGAAGCCGUACUUGUGGUCCCUUUCUUCAGAAGGACCAAAUCAAGAUCUGUACUAGGGCGAGUUCCUGCACAUGAUUUGUGACACUCAAAGUUCAAUCGACAGUAGAUCAAAAGCACAGUGAUGAUACAGCUUCUGCCCUAUUAAGGAGCUGGAUGUCUUCCAAGAAUAACAAGCGUGUGUCUGAUGUAAAGGUGAUCUCUGACAUCAGUGUGUCUGACAACUGUGACGAAGGUGAGCUUGUAGAGGGUUGCUGUCCUUGGGGUGAGUAGCACUUGAUGGAGUUGUGAUGGCUACACAAGCUACCUGCAGUGAUUGCAGGCAGGGCUGCUGUCAAAGUCACGUUACUCAGUUCAGUGGGUGUUAAAAAAGUAGUUUUGUCUCCUUGUAUCCUAUAUUAAUUAUAAUCAUAAUGGGUUUAAAAGCUAUCUGAAAUUACACCUGUAGUUCUUUGCUGUCUGACAGGCAAUUUCCCUGUGGUGUUAAUGGUAUGUAGAAAAGGUUUUGCUCUUCUGUAAAGCAAUCUAAAUGACAUUUUGGGAGUUGAGUUGCUCUUCUCUGAUCACAGUGUACAUCAAAGAUGGUUUUGAAGAGUUUUGUGUAACUUCUCUUUCGGCUGUUGGAGCAAUCCUCACUUUCUGCCUUAUGGAUUUAUUCAUGAAGGUGACCAUGCACUUUUUGAUCACAAGUAGAAAAAAACCUCACACAUAGGAGCACUGGGAGGGGCACUGAGUAAUAUUCUUCAGGCUUUUCUUGAUGCUUCCAAUUCUAAAAUCAGUUCUGUUGAAUGGUCCCAAGGAGUCUUAUUUUUUUGUGUGUGAAGUUGUGUAUAGUUGACACCAUGACAUGCAGGAGAAACAAAAUUGGCAGCUUUGCAUGUGAAAGAAGUUGCAGACUUUAUUU